CGUCACUGGCACCUGUCACGUCUGACAUUAUUGUCGAGAAUUCGUAUUCGGAGCCUUUCGAGUUUCGCGUUCAUAGUUCGUAAACGCUCGCGAAUGUUGUAGGUGGAGCUCAUAUUUUUUAGUUUUUGCGCUCUCGUUCCACUUUUCGAAAGUAUCUUUUUAUCAUUUCAAAAUUCAAUGCUGUGUGGUGUGAUUACCUUGAUAUUCGUUUUCUAAAGUGAUGUGUGAAAGCUGUAUAGAAUUCGUAUUGUGAAUAUGAUGUCACUUUUAUUCUGCGUGAUACCUUGAAAACAUGAGUGUUAGUGUUGAGGGGGACGUGUCGAGUCCUCUGUCGGACGGGCAGGACGCGACCAUCUCCAAGUCGUCGUCGGAUAGCUUGAAGAUCGACGAAGAGCCAGUUCGCGAUGACAAAUCCGAGCCCAGCACUCCGAAACCGCAUCCGAUGGCCUUUACCAUCGACUUCGGCGCGGCCAAGCCUGUGGACACUCGGAAACUUGAGGAGCUAGCGAAGAAGUCGCAGGCUCGCCACCAGAGAGUCCAGUCGAUGUCUGCGAGCCUCCACAGACCAAGUCCGACCCUGCAGCGGCCCCCGAUGAGCGCGAAGCUCCCCCGCAAAGCUCAAGGGUACAACUCGGAAGGCUACUUCUCCUCAGACCAGGAAGACAGCGGCCUAUCAGGCUCAGUGAAGCUCCGGAACAGUCCAUUAGCACAAAACGCUUCGCACAUAACAAGUCCUGUUACAAAUAGACAUAGUAAGUCCCCUGUCACUGACAAUGUCCUGCCAAAACGCACGUCCAAGAGUCCUAUAGUUGAUAGUAUAAUGUCUAGGAGUGAUAACUUUACCUCUCGUCAGGGGCUGAACUUGCCACUGAAGAGUACUUCUUACGUGAGAGAGGUGCACAGAACACCUAGCUAUGGGAACAUAAACAGGCAUGCUAUGGCUGAUAUCAUAGACCAGAGUCCUGAGGGAGUGAUGCUGACAGACAUAUCCAGUCCUGAAUUAGAUAUCCUUACACCUGAUAAUGGGUUGUCCACUCCAGAACACUCUAAAAGUCCUUUGAUUCGCAAAAGUAGAGCUUCCUCUGAGACCCCUGACUUGUUUAAGAAGUGUAUUGCAAAAGAACCGCUGUACAUUGAUGAUGACGUUGAUGCUCAGUCUGAUAACUCCUCGACUGGUACAUACACAAUAGAAGGAGAUAACUAUACUGAGGAACAGAAGGCAAGGAUGAGUAUCGACAGGAGUUUCGGUGCACCUUCCCUAUCAAAUGCUCUUGAUGAAAGUAAGAAGAAAGGCAGUGAAUGUGAUCCUGAGCUUGUCUUUGACUUCCCCAACCCUCAGAGAGUAAUAACUAAAGAACCGAGAAGAGAUAUUGGUCUCCGUAGUCCUUUAUUAAACCAAUCAUUUGAAAUACCAAAAGUUUCUAAGGACAAAAAUGUCUUAGAGAUUUCAUGCUGUUAUGAAUCACCAACUGAGAAUGACUUAGCAGCUCAAACGUCCAAACAAAUUAAAUCCACAAGGAGCUAUUUAGAAAAAAUAAAGAAUAGAGUGAGGACUAUUACUGAAAAGACCUUUGCGAAGUCACCUCCUAAGCAUGAUGAUGUAGACGUUGGCAGUUUUACAUCGGUCACAACAUCCGGUGUUCUUAGCUCUAGAAUUCCUCCUAAGAUAGAGCCUGUGCUCCGUCGUUGUAGCUUGACCAAGUCGGAGAUAGACCAGACGGACUACAUCCACCGAUUGUCCCGUGAAUCCUCUGUCCCAGUGUCCUUACCCAGUAAUAAGUUAGGUUUGGAGGACGCUAAAUUUGAGAGUACCGCAUUGAAAAACGCACAGAAAGCUUUGAGGGAGGAAUGUGGGGUGUCUUCGGACAUGACACCGGAGCAAGUUGUGGGGAAGCUGUCGUACUUGAGCCUGAACCGCUGCAAAGGGGAUAAGACCUGGAUCCAGGACUGGGCGGAGAGCGUGAAGAAGUAUAACAUCAAUAGUUUGACUAAAGAAGACGUUGUUAUUGAUGAUAGGCCUCCGCUGAGUCCGAGGCAGCUGGCUGUUAAAUGCCGCAGCCCGCAUGCGGGGACGCCCACCAAGAUACCGAGUCCCGUUGGCACGCUCCUAUCUAGGAGAACUCCGGACCUAAUCCCCACGCAAGAUACAGAAGCGUACCUCCAAAAAACUCAAAACGCCAUCACAAACUUACAAGCGAAGCUCCAGUCUUCCAGAACAAACAAUUUCAGCAGCAUUCCUUCAGCACUCACCUCUAGUCUCAUCAGCGAGAAGACCGCCAUCUCUCGUCUCCCGAUCUCACAGCUCAGUAGGUCCAAUUCACUCAACUACCGUCUAAGAAGGAAAGACCACUCAAACGACAGCAGUCCUCUAAGAAGUCCCGGCCACUACGUCAUCACAGGGUCCACUAAAGUCCCCGAUAGCACGAAAAUUCUGCUAAACUCCGCAUCACGGUCCUUAGAUACAGAUAGGAGGCAUGAUAUGAACAUGAAUAGUCCGUCCUCAGAUAGAGGUUUACUAAGCAACAGUUCUGAUGACAAAACACUGUCGAACAGACCUCCUUAUGACGUAGACGCGAUCUUAUCACCUCAUAGAAAAACGCACACGCGGAACAGGGCUUUCGAAAGCCAAGCCAAUGAUGUUAGCAACGCUAACCCCACUGUUUGCCUCAAGACUGUCCUGAAAAACAACGCCUUAGAAUCCAAGUACCCCCGUAUCGAACAAACUCGUUGCCAAGGAGACAAGAAAAGCCACCAGAGAGUACUAAGCGAUGGACUCAAAUAUAAAUCGAAUAACAUCGGUUUCGGGUCAUCGAUUAAAAGAUCGAGUUCCUUCAACACUGUCAAUAAGAACAACAAUUAUAUCGAUCCUAGAAUCACUUCGAGAAGAUCGAGUGGUCAUUCUGAAGAGUAUAAGGAUUAUUCGGAUGAAUCUGAUAACGGGUCUUACGAUAAAUCGCAAGAUUGUAGGUAUAAGAGGCAGAUUAUGAAUAGAGGGAGAAUCGAUUCUCCAGAUUUGAAAUCUAUAGCGCCUGCUAACUCGCCAAGAAGAUGUCCAAAUACUCCUGAAAUGCAUCGGAAAUUCGGUCCGGGAUUGGUCAGGAAUUCCGUUAGAGUGACGAAUAAGGAGCGUUUGAGUCCAAGGGUUUCUGAGCAGCCAAUCGUGAGGGAGGAGAGAGUGAAGCCAACCAAUCACCAGAGCCGGCGAUCAGCCGAGCCGAGACAGACCACGAUAAACAGGCUGACCAAAUCUAGGUCUUCGACGCGGGAAGUGCAGCCUAAACAUCUAGAUAAAGGUCAAAAAAAGCCAAGUCAACACCGUUCUUCAUCAGCCCUAGCGUCCAAGGAGAUCGAGUUCUCCAACUGGAAGAAGCGAGCGUCCUACGACCCCAUGAAGGCAGCACAAGAAGAUAAGAGAAGAAAGCAGUUAGCUAAGCGACAGGAUUGUAAUAAGGAUGAUCUUAGUUCGCCUAGCCACUCUUCACCCGUCCACCGCUCCCAAUCGUUCCACACCACGAACAUAGCUGAUCUCGAGACCCUGGACUACUCCUCCGAGGAGACAGAAGAUGACCAGCUCCUCGUCACAUUGCCGGUAGACCCCAUGAUCACGUCCACGCAUUCCGACAUACUGGAUCUCAGGCCUAAAGACUAUAGCAAUCUUAGGAGGCAGGCCAUGACCAAUGAUGUGGUGUUUUCUAGGGAUUACGUCACUAAUUUCCAGAUAAACCAAUCUUCCCACGCCGAAAAGAAACGCCGCGACGCUCGCGAAGCGGAAAAAAGAAAAACAUUUAUCAUCGAUGACAUAACGCCAACCAAAGAGAAUAUAGACUUUUUAACAAAGACAAGAGAGGACGCCAUAGCGGAUAAACGUAAAACCUUCAUACUUGAUAGUGAUACGAAUUCUACGACGAAUGGCAGUAGUCCUCGUAACUCUUCGAUAUUUAGUCAUGAGAAGAAUUCUCUUACGACUGGUACUAGUGAUACGGAGGGGGAGAGUGGCACUGAGAGUGCUCCCGUCGUCAUGCGACAUGCGCAAGGGAAGAGAACUACACCCGCGCAGGCUAAGCAGAGGUACAGCGGUGACUACUCGAUGUCAUCGUCGACGACUUCCAUCAGCCAGCGCAAGGCGGUGCAGCCGCGCUACCUGGACAUCUCCAAGUACAAGAGCGAGGCGUCCAACAAGUUCCUGCGCCGCGACCCCAGCAAGACCUACGUCGGGGUCCUGCCGGAUAAACCCGUCAGUCGGGGCAGUGCACAGCAUUAUGAAAUGGAACAAAAGAAACAAGAAUUAGAGAAGUGGAAACGAAGGGCUUCGUACGACCCGAGAAAGGCGGCUGCACUCGGGAAGUCGACUAAAACGCCGUCAAAAACCGCUAGAGCGUGACAAAUCUCAAAAUGCAUGCAAUUCCGUGUAAGUGACACGCUGGCCGCCAUCUUGACGUGUAAGUAGCGUGCUCCGUUCGCAAUCGUUCCACGGUCCGGUGUCGGCGUACCCGGGGCUUCGCCCCCCGCCGCCCGACCAGAUCUGCGAGGCCUACGACGCCUCUAGCGACAACGAUUUCUAACGACACCGUCGACUUCGACUUGUGAUAACCGCGUUUGGAUAGACUAGUCUUUGUAGUGUUUGUAAUAAUACAAAAAUCAUUAGAGCCAGAUGUUAACGUUCCCUAAAUACCUCUGAAAUGUAUUUAAAAGGCUGACAACACUCAAUAUUUUUGUCCAAUCAGUUAUUGACGGUGAAAAAAACAAAUAUUAAUCUUGAACAUAUUUUCGAAAACCUUGUAAACAAAACGUUCUUACGUAUUUUGUUUUGGCUGUUGUCAGCGUCUUAAAAAAUCUUUGUGUCUAAAACAUUAGGGGUGAUUAAUUUAGUCAGCGUUAAUCCAGGCGUUACUUAUAAAAUUGUAUCGUUAAUGAUUUAAGAAUGAUAUUGUCAAAAUGAUCUCUUAUUUUUGUUGUUAUUUUUAAUGGUUUUUGUAUUUCUACAAAUAAAGGGUACAGCGAAGUGUUCAUACUAAGUGUUAGUGUUAUAUUAGAGUUUGUUGUCGGUAAUAGAAUACGUUUUGUAUUGUCAUCGACACGAAUUUUGGAUAAGACCAAUAGUGUGACGGUUUUGCAUAAUAAUGCUGGAUCCUAAAUUGUUUUAGUCAGUGUAAUAGCGCGGUAAUGUAGCUUCGAACAAGUCUCUGUAUUAUUAUUUAUGAAUUUGUUACAAUAUCGUUUUUUGAAAAUGUUAGAACUCUAGUUUGUUUUCGAAGCAAGAAGUACAUUAAGUUUUUUUUUGUUUUGUAUAAAGCUUUUCUUGUCGAUUAUAAAUGUUAAGAAAUGAUAUUGUAACAUUUGUCAGGCGUUUCUGUAUUUGGGCGGUGAUUAAAAUAAUUAGAAUAAAUGAAAUGAAAAAAAUAUAAAAUAGAAAGAAAACGAUAGACUUAUAGUUGAUUUAUAAGUUUCAAUGCAAUAAGUGGUUCGAUCAAAUUAACUUAUGUAUUCAAUUUUGAUGCUUCAAGUUGAUUAAGUUAAAUAGAUUAGUUAUUUAUUUGUUUACUUGUCAAAUAAAUAAUACGGAUUUUAAAACUGUAAAAUUAAAUAAAAAAAUACAAAUUAUCGUAAUUUUUCCUUCGAAUACAGAACCGUGACAAUUUUAAAAGCGUGAUUUAUGAAAUUACAUUCAUGAUUUUUAAUUACCUGACGAUUAUUCAGAAAAUAAACAUAGUUUGGGAGCGAUGCAAUCCUUUAAUUAAUAUAUUUUUUUAAGUUAUUCAGCACAAAACGAAAUUCUUUAAAAUCGCUUUAAACGCAUCGCUGUUCAUUUAAGUUAUAUUUUUUUAUACCGAACUACUCGAUAUCUUUUUUUUUUGUAAAAUAUUUUUUUCUCGUAACAUUAAGGUUUAAUUAAGGAAGCAUAUUAAAUAAUAAUUAAAUGUGAUUUAAUUAAUAAUGCCUACAAUAUCUUUAGGAUUGGCUAUUAUUGUUUACCACUAAAAGUGUAUGAGAUUUUUUGUCUGUAAUGUCCAAUUUAGAUGAAUGUAGAUUUCCGCUAACUUUAUCAUAUUAUUAUUAUGAAAUAUCCUUUUAUAUUGCUCAUAUCAUUGAUACAUCGAUGUAUUUUAGAAAUAUUUAACCUUUUUAGUUUUAGUUUUUUUUUGUAUAGUGCAAUACCACAUCACAAUUAAAACUUUCUUAAAAUACGAACAAAUUGUUUCUUUUAUUUUUUUUUUUGUAUUUUUUGAGUAUUCACAUGUAUUAUUGGUUAUAUAGGUACUCGAUAUUUCAGAAGAAAUUGUUAUUUUUGUGUGUUUUUUUUUUCACAGCAUAGCAGAAUAGUUGAGCACUGUAUUUUUUGCGAAUUUUUCAUAGACGCUGUGGAAAUUACGAGAGAAAUAAAACCUAAGAAUUGUGCGUAUUUUAGUUAUUUCUGCCAGGCUAUAGACUGCACCUACUGACGCUUACGCGAUAUUUUAUGUAACUUUAUAAAUAGGAAUAAUAACUCUUUACUUCAAAAUUUUAUUCCGAUUUUCAAAUCAAUGUUUUUUUAACUAAUAGCAGGAACAAUAAAAUUCCCAAUUAUUCCACUACGUUUAUAAAUUGCAGUAAAAAGUACUUAUUUUUGUAUUUAUUUUAAUUACUUUAAUGGCUUAACAUUUUGAAGUAAAGAGCCUGCAAAUCUAAAUCAUAACCCAAAAAGUCUGCUAAUUGUUUCAAAAAUAAAUUGUAAGAUUUAUUUACAAUGUUGCCACAUUAACAAAAAGGUUCUAUAAAGAACUGAUGACACCGAUGUUUUUUUGUGGUGGGAUUGUGAAUAUUUUAUCUCAAUUUUGAGUAGUGAUUAACUAUAAUACUAGUAGUAACUUGAGCCUGGCUUUAUUUCGAAAAAACGCAAACUGUACCAUAAUCGCUGCAAGCGGAAUAUUUGUAAACAUAAUUGAUGUUUAGAGUUUUGUAAAAAUAUUAUUUAAAUAGGAAACAAAUAAAAAGAACGUUUAAAAUUAAA
Molecule: messenger RNA, 6988 nt
Organism: Helicoverpa zea (corn earworm)
Lineage: Eukaryota; Metazoa; Arthropoda; Insecta; Lepidoptera; Noctuidae
Exons: 11
Coding region: 293-4381 (1362 amino acids)
Source: RefSeq, a predicted model, not a curated record